CGUAUAUUCUCCACCCUAAAGGAAGCCGUGCGACAUCCAUCGGACUCGUAGGACUCUCAGAGGUACUCUCGAGCUGUCCCCAUCCUGUAGCUCUAACAAACAGUCUGCUGGGUCGUCGCGCUGCGCUCCGGGCAGGUUGGUGAUCUCUGCCCGGGUUUACCCCUCGAACAGGACUGUGGGAGCGAUGCGACGUCUCGGAGGAGGAGGAGGAGACGAACUGGCCAGGCAUCAGCAGACACCUGAGAGGAGGAUCUGAGUUUGUUUCUGUAACGUCAAAGAAAGGUUUAUUGCGGUCAUCACUAUGACUGAUGGGGAUUAUGACUUCCUUAUAAAGCUCCUUGCCCUGGGGGACUCCGGCGUGGGGAAGACCACGUUCCUGUACAGGUAUACAGACAACAAGUUCAACCCCAAGUUCAUCACCACAGUCGGCAUCGACUUCAGGGAAAAGAGAGUGAUCUACACAGCAUCUAACCCCAAUGGGACGACCACAGGGAAAACCUUCAAGGUUCACCUUCAGCUCUGGGACACAGCUGGACAGGAGAGGUUCCGUAGCCUGACGACGGCGUUCUUCAGGGAUGCUAUGGGCUUCCUGCUGAUGUUCGAUCUCACCAGCCAGCAGAGCUUUCUCAAUGUCAGAAACUGGAUGAGCCAGCUACAGGCCAACGCCUACUGCGAGAACCCGGAUAUCGUUUUGGUUGGCAACAAGGCGGAUCUGGCCGACCAGCGGGAGGUCCAGGAGAGACAGGCCAAAGAGCUGGCUGACAAAUACGGGAUCCCGUACUUUGAAACCAGUGCAGCGACAGGAGCAGAUGUGGACAAGGCGGUUCUAACGCUGUUGGACCUGGUCAUGAAGAGGAUGGAGCAGUGUGUCGACAAACCGCCUGCCGAGCCCGCCAAUGGGAAUGGGGCUACAAAGCUUGGCGAUGCACAGCCGAAUGAAAAGAAAUGUGCAUGUUAGAUGAAGAGGCGAGUCAGUGCUGCUCUGUUGUCUGUCCUUUCUCCUCGCCACAUUUCUUCCCUCUGUUACUUUAUCUUUGUUAUUUCUGAUAGCACGUCUCUUCAUGUUGUCUUCAUCCUCUUCUCUUUAAAUCUAAUAUUGAGACAUCUCCUCCUAUUUUGGCUCAUUUCCUUCCUUUUAUUCUUACUUAUACUCCCAAAAGUCAUUCUGACAAUGAAAGGACUCUACCCCCCUCUAAUGGACUUCUAAGGUAAUGCAGCCUGUAUUUGCCUGUAGGAGGAAAUUAAAGCAGGAGGAGACGGUUUCAUCACCGUCAGACACAUAAUGUGCCUCGUUGAAAACAUGCAGCCUGGGAACAUGCUCUGCACCCUCCCAAUUUAUCUGCUCGCAAGUGCUUUGAAUGAUUUAAAGGACCUAAACACUCAAAAAGAUGUUUAAGACUUUAAUUUGGACUCUUUAACUGUUAAUCUAUCGUGGCUGCAUAAUGUGGGGGGGUAUUAACUUUGUUUUUAAUCUGUUUUGAAGCGUUUUCUCCGGAUCAGAGUGAGGAAUUGUGUGAUCGAUAGGUUUUGUUUUUUCCCCUCAUUUCAGUGUCCUGUGCUGUACCCAGAGAAGCCACAUUUAUAACUUUGUGAUCUUCAGGUUUUUCUGUUUUACAGAUGGUAGAAAAUUGCUAAACAAAAGGUGCCAAAUGUUUGUUUCUUUUAAAUUUGUAGUGUAACGUAACAUAAGGUGUCCGCAGCAAACAGUGGUUGAUGUUGUUUAUUUUUUUAAAUAAUCAGGCUUAUAUUCAAAUUAACACAAGACUGACCAGCUAAAAUACACUGUUUCAUUCCAGAUGUCUCUAAUACUAGUACCCUUUAAUGCAGCACCUUGACCUCAAGGUAAAGGUCAGAGGUCAAGUUCCAGAGCUGCAAUUAGAACGAUGUGACCGAGAAUGUUCAAAUGCAUGAACUAAGAAUCUUGAAUGAGUUCCAAUGUCAGUGACCUUGAUAUUGAGGUAAAGGUCAGAGGUCAGUUUUCUGAAAAUUUUUUGACCCCACCUUUUGAUAUCAAAAUGAUUUCAUAUGAUGAGUUAAGCUAAUAUAGCCUAGCCUGCUAAACAUUUGUAAUGUCAUUAGAAAAAUAAUUUGUUUAGCUACAAUGUACACUCUUAUAUGGAUACUUAUUGUUUCUAUUUGCCAUCGACACUGUAAAGAUGGACAUAGCUACUGUUGAAGCCUGAAAAAGACCAUUUUUACCAUCUUGGCCUUUUGAAACUGGAUGCGGCAAUGACGGGCAGAUCUGAGUGUGAAGGCGCGCACUGAUUGGCUGCAAACUUGACAGUUCAGUAGCCAGCGAGCAUAUCCUGCAGCAGAGCGUUUACAGAUGUCCCGGCAGAGGGCUGUUUUCCCCUGGACUUCUGUAGGACCAGAAGUCUUUCACAGGUGGCCUUUAAAAAUAAUGCCAUCUAUAUGUUAGGACUUGUUUGGGUACAGCAUGGCGCAGUGCAAUGGAGGGGGGGGGACGACGCAGUAUAUUGAUGCUAUUGUUAAUAGUGUGUUUACCAGGAUAGAUGCUCCAAAGUGACCCACUGCCUUGGCUUUUGAAGCGUUGUUCCACUGUUGUCGGGCAGACUUUGAUGUCUGUGGGAGUUUGAGAUGAGUCAGCGAACCCGCUGUAGGCACUUUGUCACCGUAACUUUCUGUUAUUUACUCAACAGGCUCAAAAUAAUGUCGAUUUCACAAAGAGAAAAUCACGCCUUAAAUCCAAACAAAGUAAGCCCUUUGACUAAAUCCUUUCUAUUAAUCACAGAAAUGAUAAAACAGGAGACACUUUUAGAUUUUUCUUUUUCACAUCUGAGAAUCUGAAAUAUGGCUCUGAGGACUGAUUCAUAUGUUGACCAGUUAUUUAUAUUAAGACAUGUGAGGCAUAUGUAGUUAUUUCUGUUGUCAUGUUUUUGUUCUACUCUUUAAAUCCCACAUUCCUAUUUAAUUUAUUGUUGUUUUGGCAUUUUUAUGCUUAUAUUCCUAUCCAUCCAUUAACAAAUUUAUCAAAAAUUAAGAAAAAUGAAGAAAAUACACUAUUAUAAAUUCUCAAGGAAGUACAAUAGAGGUUGUUUAAUAUAAGUCUUGACUUUUCAAGGACCAACUUUUUGUUGUUUUGGUUGCUUCAAAAGUUAUUAAGACCCUUUACUUUUUGCACACUUUGUGAUGCUGGAGAUCUCAGUUUAAACAUACUAAUUUGGCAUAUUUCCCAAUCAAUUCUUUUAUAAGUCUUUGUUGCUUCAUUGUAAGGCAGGUAUUACCAGCCUCUCACUGGAGUAUUGGCAGGACAGUCAGCUCUAGGAAGUGAGUCUCCUAUGUCUGUCAGUGCUUUAUUAAUGGUUCUAUACUUUCCUCCUGAUUUGUCCCCCCAAAAAGACAAAACACAGCUUGUUUUUGUAGUAACGGUUCAGAAAAAAAUAAUUAUAAAUAACUGUGAAAACGUGUCACCAUGUUGUUAUAGGUUAUCAGCUGUGUUAAUUGGGAAAUUGAUGUGUAUCCAUUUAAAAAAAAAAAAAAAUCCACAACAGAAGCGUGCAAAAGGUGAAAUAUUUUUUGAAGCCGCUGCAGAUUUUUAAAAUAUUUAAUCACGGCCUGUUACAAUCCCACCGAGGGCCGGAGAAGGCUGCAUGUUUUUGCACCAUGAUGCAACACUGGAACAUGGCUACGAUGACAUGUCCAAAACAAAUACAGUGUAUUAAAAUCUCAAUGUCAUCUUUGAGUCCGUGCUGAUUUUUUUUAUUUAAAGUGCAGUUCGCGGUUUUCCAUUAAUCAGACAACACUUCGAUCUGCUUUUCAUGCAAAGCUGAGAUGCUUUAACAAUUUCUAAAGCUGUUUAAGUAUCGCUGCAGAGAAAUAGAUCAGCAGUAAUAUUAAGAAUGGUAAAUAUCUGGCUGAUCAGUUUUGAUUUUAAUAUUUCAUUAAAUAAUUUUUUAUCAGUACAAUUUUUUAAUUAUGUUCUCUGGAUCCUUUGAAGCUACAUUUAAUCUGCCAGUGUGCCAAACAUUUGUUUUUACAAAUUUUUACUGCUUUAGUUUUUAGCUUUCUUGGACGCUAAACACAGCAAUUUGCCAACAGCUGAUUUCAGUGCCAUAUUUAAAUGUUGAUUACAGUAUGUUCAGUUUUAGUCAUUAGAACAGUAGUUUGCUGAUUACAUGAAGCACUGAAUGUCUGCCAGUUACACGGCAGAAAAUCCUGUCUUUCUAUGAGCUGGUUCGUAGCAUUUCCAGCCUGUUUUGGUUAUAAGUUAUGCAGAUGUUGGGUAUAUGGGUAAAUUAGUCAUAAUGUACAAGCCACUUAUUUCCAAAGUAAAGUUAGAAGAGGAAAUGCAGUGAAAUCCUCUGUGUGGUUUAUUUAGUUCACUCUGCCCCACCUUUCAGUCUUGAACCAAGUGGUGAAAUCUAUCAUCCUUUAGGCCAGCAAAUUAACUGACAGUGUUUGGCCACUAGAGGGCAGAAGAUCAAGCUGAAACAGAGCAGCAUGUUAGAAAUCAGCGGCCUGUUUGCGCAUCCUGGAGCCGUAUUUCUUUAAUCCAUCGCUCACCCUCCUCUUAGCUCUGGUUGAGUGUAGCUGUUUAAUGUUUGUGUCUUUGUUUACCAGCGCUUAAUGAAUUUUGCCAUUUGUUGAAAUCGUUUGGGCUAACGAGAGCACCGAGACCAAACCGGGCAGUAAACAUGCCGUGAAACCAAAACUAUGAGCUAAAGGAGGCUAAAAAGCUCCUACCAUGCUGCAUAAUUGUGAGUUCUCUGUGAGCGUCAUGUCACUUAUUGCUGUUAGAAAAAUAUCGAUAAGUCCUUCUUUAAAAGAAGUGUUCAUUCUGUUAACACCUUUACUCCAAUCUUUAAUUUUUAAAGUUUUUUUGGUAAGUUUUUGUUGAAAAAAUCGGGGAUAAUGAAUUUGAAGCAAAGCAUAUAUUCCUGUCAGAAACAUGCCGUGCAACCCUUUAAAUAAGAUGACGUGCAACUAAUUAGGAAAAUUGCUUCUCUAAUUACUUUGCAAUGUCAAAAUCGCAUCUUGCAUCAAACAGAUUGACACUAAACUUAUUUGUAUUUGAGAUGUGAACACCAGACAUUUUCCUCAGUGCCGUUUAUCGUGACAAUCUUCCAGGACAAAUUGUCGGCUUUUACCUGAACAUUUCUUGCUUUUUAUCUCUUCGUUUCCUUUUACGUCUUCAUCCUCUCCAUGAACCUGUUGUGUCUUAAAUGUUGUUUUUGGAAUCACUUUGAAAGUUUACACUGUUUGCAGUCAUGUUGUGCCUGUUAUAAUAACUCUUCUGUCUGAUCCUCUGUAAAGUUUGUGAGCUACUGAAUAUUUUAAUGCAUUAUGAUUAUAGAUUAUACAUCAGAGACAAAAGAGAACAGAAGUCAGCUGGUGUUUU
Archocentrus centrarchus (flier cichlid) is the source of this 5359-nucleotide messenger RNA. RefSeq names its product RAB27B, member RAS oncogene family (gene rab27b). Gene Ontology annotation, molecular function: GTPase activity; GTP binding. Lineage: Eukaryota; Metazoa; Chordata; Actinopteri; Cichliformes; Cichlidae. The record is from RefSeq and is a predicted model, not a curated record. Bases 302 to 958 code for a protein of 218 amino acids. The transcript has 6 exons.